GUCCAGUCCCCCUAAUCCGGUCAAACAAAAGGGUUUAUAAACCUCGUACGUUCUCUCUCUCUCCCUGGGUUCGUAAUAAAACUCGUACAUAUUCGCUCUCCGGGGGUUCGUAAAGCUUCAGUGACGGAGGCCAUGCCUUCUUCCCCCAUUAAAGUCGAAACUUUAGCCCCGGAGGAAGAAGUGAGCUCAAGCAGCAGCAAAAAUGAUAGCAACUGCUCCACUUUCUUCGAUGUCCACGGCCCUCAAAGUAAAGCAGAGGUGGUUUUUAAGACAUCGGAAGCCAACACAACUCUGAAUUUGCAAGAGGUUCAAGAACUAGUGACGUGGGUGCUUGCUGAAGGAUUCAUGCCUUCAUGGGUUUUUAUUAAGAACAAGCCCCUCAUUCCCAAAGUGGUUAUGCUUUAUGUCCCAGGCCUGGACGCAGCAUUGUAUUUAUCACAUCAUCGACUUCUUAAGAGUCUCAAGGCAUUAUGUGGCAAGCCAAGGCCAGUUUUAGCUCUCAGUUGUAUGUCAGAUGGGAUGCAGACGAUUGAUGCACUCCUGAUGAGCAAAGUGAAAAGAAAGAGGGAAGAGAGUAGUUCAACUGUGGAGAAAUCUAACCUGGCGUCUAAACAAGAUAAUCUAUCUUCUGUGGAACUCAUGAAAGAUAUACCUUUCCCUAUUACAUUUUACACUCUUACAACAAAACAACUUGAAGAGAAUGGAUAUUGCUUCAAUUUGCCAGGUUUUCUUUCUACUCUUCUGGCCCCUUCAGGAUCGUCUCACUAUCAAAUGUUGGCACUUGAUUGUGAGAUGUGCGUCACAAGUGAGGGUUUUGAGCUAACAAGAGCAACGCUGGUGACUAUGAAAGGAGAUGUUGUGCUAGAUAAAUUGGUCAAACCAACAAAUCCUAUCACUGAUUAUAAUACCAGGUUUAGUGGAAUUACAAGUGAGAUGUUAGAGGGGGUGACUACAAGUCUUAAGGACAUCCAGGAGGACUUUCUAAAGCUGGUUUACAAGGAGACCAUCGUAGUGGGCCAUUCGUUGGAAAAUGACUUGUUAGCAUUAAAAAUCUCCCACAAUCUAGUGAUCGAUACUGCAGUGUUGUACAAGUACCCCCGUGGUAGGUCUUACAAACCUAAACUUCGUGAUCUUGCCCGGAAGUUUCUUUCUAAAGAGAUACAGCAGUCAGGGCUUGGCCAUGACAGUAUUGAAGAUGCAAGAGCUACUAUGGACCUGGCACUUUUAAAGAUUAGACAUGGACCCGACUUUGGUACAGCACCAUCACUGAUACGGAAAAGGCUCCUAACUGUUUUGAGUGAAAGCGGAAAGACAUCCUCUAUCAUUGAUGAUAUUUCCAUUGUGAAGCGUCAUGCCUCUGAAUUAUCCCAUGCAGUUCCUGUGUUCUCGGAUGAUGAAGCUCUUUCCAAAGCUCAAAAGGAGGCAAGGAAUGAGAAAGUGCAUUUCGUCUGGACCCAGUUUUCUGAAUUGAAUCGUUAUUUCACGAAACAAGCAGAAGAUGCGGAGAAAUUAGAUGGAAAAAUUGCUGAGUUGAUAUCCUUGCUUACAUGCCAUAAGAACUCUGGAAAUAAAAAAAGUAUCAGCUGCAGCUUAACGUCCGAACUAAAGGAAAUUCUUAUGCGACUGGAUACUAGAAUACGUACCUUGUAUGCCGCAUUGCCUGCUAAUGCCAUGCUUAUUGUCUGCACUGGUCAUGGAGAUAUAGCAACUGUCUCUAGAUUAAGGAAAAUGCUAUUGGAUCGUACUGAAACAACAAUGUGCCGGGAGAGCAUUGUAAAGGUAUUGGAAGAGCUCCAAGCCCAAGCUGAGGUAGCAUUGUGUUUUGUUGGUGUGAAGAGCUGAGCAUAGAAUAUCAAGGGCUUUUAAGGGUGACUUCCAGCAAGGAUUGGGUGAGGAGAGCUGGACAAAAUUGAGCUUUCCGGCUGCUUUUACCUGUUUGCUCGCAAGAGCAAGGCGGUUGGUGUCUUACAACGUCCAAGCAGCGUUACUGUCGGAAUGGUUAGUUGGGAGGCUUGGACAGAUAACAAAAACCAGGCAAACGUAAGGAAGAAUGUAUGGAAGAAAACAAAGUGAUCUCUUAAAAGAGGUGACGAGAAAUAGUAGAAAUGUCGGAGAGCAUUUAACUCGCUUAACUGCCGGAGGGAAGUCCUAACUGUAUUUUCUGAUCUUGUAAUUGACUUAUAUUGUUCACAAUUUUGACGAUCUAUCAUAUUUGAAAUUAAUUGUUUGAUGA
Molecule: messenger RNA, 2233 nt
Organism: Malus domestica (apple)
Lineage: Eukaryota; Viridiplantae; Streptophyta; Magnoliopsida; Rosales; Rosaceae
Product: small RNA degrading nuclease 5-like
Cellular component (GO): nucleus
Molecular function (GO): exonuclease activity; nucleic acid binding
Source: RefSeq, a predicted model, not a curated record